AGGCAUCCUACGAUGGGCGGGUCACUGUACUCCUGGGGAGGAGCCUCCCCAGCGUCCCCAGAGCUGCCAAGGUAACGGACCUGCGAGGCCAUGGCCUCCCUCGGGAGUGGAAGCUGGAGUGGCGUCCCAUCUCAGAGUGCAGCCCCUACGCCCUGGGUGACCAUCUUGCAGCCUUUUCCUUCGACUGCCCCAUCUCCUCUGCCCCAGCCUAGCCGCGUCAAGGAAGACCUGCUGGAGCUCAUGAUGCUGCAGAAUGCGCAAAUGCACCAGCUGCUGCUGAGUCAAAUGGUGUCUGGAGCCCUGAGCCCAGGGCCGGAGUGGCCCUGCCCACAGGUCUAUACAGACAGCCAAGGGGAGCAGGUGGAGGAAGAGAUGGGCGCGCAGGAGCCAGAACAAGCGUCUGCGGUGUUUCAUCACCUCUAUCUACCGUGUCCGGUGACUUCCUUGGGUCCCAUGACUCUCUGGCCAGCCCCUUUCCUCCAUGUUCCCCCACAUCAGCCUCCCUGGCAGGGUGCACCCAGGACUCAGCAUCAGCCCCCUGCCUCCAGGCAAGGGGAGGUGAGAGAUGUUCCCCCGCCCCCACCCCCCAGUGCCACAGGGACUGUUGGUGCAGAUGUACCCCCAGCUUCAGGUAGGGGCUGGGUGAGUGGCGGUAGGGCCUGGCCUGGGGCACACUGAGAUGUCAGAAGGGCCAUGUGCCCGGUGGAUGGGGGCUCCCGGCAACCACUGCCUUAUCCCGUUCCGUCUUCCUCCUUGGGGUUUACCAAGGCAGGAAGGAGCAAGCCCAGGAUUCUGUCCCCCUAGAUUACUACGAUGCUGAGAGCCUGCCAUGAAGACAGAUAUUCACCAGGCUUCAGCAGCUACUGCACGGGGCUGCCAGAGCGACCCCACACCCAUGCCAGAGCCCCUCUUACCACUCAAGCCCUUUCCCCUGGGGCAUCAGGCUCUCUACUCUGAUGCUCUCUUGAGCUGGCUCUUCUAGAGUGAAAAUUCCUCAAAGUCCCUCUCUGACUCAGAAGCCAUGUAAACCCAUUGAUCCACUGUUUCCUGCCUGGACCGGAGUAAGGCCCUGAUACCAGAGACACACCCAGUUGGUCUUUGCCCCUCUCUUCACUUGGGCCUGCAAUAGGGCUCAUGUCUCCAAGUGCCUUAAGGCCCCUGGAAGGCAGCAUGCUUGGGGAGAAGGCCAGCUCGGGACAUCCCUACAGCGGACUCAGCUUCUUUCACUGGACUCUGUUGGCAGAAAGGACAGCCAGAGCCCUGUCCUGACUCAACCAGGAACAGCCUGGAAUCCCCAGGGCCAUGUGCAAACAGAAUGUCCUCCUCCUCAUGGGACCUCAGUAGGAAACCGAUUGCUAAGGAUGGGUAGAUGUCUGGAGCCUGGGCUGCAGAGGUUCUGGAAAGCCCUGGGGAAGAGCAGG
Molecule: messenger RNA, 1421 nt
Organism: Phodopus roborovskii (desert hamster)
Lineage: Eukaryota; Metazoa; Chordata; Mammalia; Rodentia; Cricetidae
Gene: Prr29
Product: proline rich 29
Exons: 5
Coding region: 91-678 (195 amino acids)
Source: RefSeq, a predicted model, not a curated record